Messenger RNA from Fimicolochytrium jonesii, 998 nucleotides. RefSeq lists its product as uncharacterized. The record is from RefSeq and is a predicted model, not a curated record. The coding region runs from base 130 to 774 and encodes 214 amino acids. The transcript has a single exon. NCBI's taxonomy places the organism in Eukaryota, Fungi, Chytridiomycota, Chytridiomycetes, Spizellomycetales, Powellomycetaceae.
UACCUGGGAUGAGCGGAAUGAAAGAAGGGCAAAACGGGUUCAGCUUGCGAUAUGCGGUGAGGGCAACUCUCAGCCGACGACGAAGGGCAACGAAGGGCAACGAAGGGGUUCAACCUGCGAUAAUAUGGGAUGUGGAAAGAGUUUGAGAUGCGGAGUUUGCAGAAGGGGAAAGGGUCAGUUCGUGGGAACACAAGUACCACCAGCAUCAGAGACAAAAGUGAGUGCGGCGAAAGUUCUCACGCGUUCAAAUCAAGGAAGUGUGCACAGACACACAGCCAAAGGGGAGUGAAUCAAAGAUUCGAUUUGCAAUCGUUUUCGGUCCAUCGCUUAACAUUUGGCGAACCGAAAGAAGAUGGGGAUGGGAGCACAAGAAGAUCACUUUGCCCGUUUUCAGUCGGGCGCGAACUAUGGCGGAUACAAUCCAGGGUUCCGUCUUAUUUGGAGGGUGUCCUCUCUGCACUGACCGAUUUAAGGUUUCUGCUCGGAUACGAUUCAAUGCCAGGCACUUGUCUGUCGUGGUUCGCUGUGGGUCUGCUAUCGGAUCCUAUCCUAGAACAAGCCUGCGAGAGUUCUUUUUGGUCUUCCCACGCUGGAUUCUAUGUAUACAUCAACCGCCGGAAGGAAAUCCCAGUCGGUCUUCAAGUAGGUUGUGAAGCGAUGCUUUCUCACUGCAGGCCGACAUUAUUGGGCAAGGACCGGGUUGUGAGUCUUGAAGCGAUUCUUUCUCCCAGCGUGUUGAAAAGUUGCUGGAAGGCACGAAAAACACAUACGUAGCUCUUGUCAUCUUACGCGUUGCAUGGCGUUUCCCCCAUUUCGAACCAGAGGUUUUACGAAUCCUGGUCUUGGGACUCCCCCGUUCCGCAGUUCCUGAGCGAUGUCCAAGGUCUUACUCUUGCCCGCCUCUGAAUCUCGGGUUAAAGCCGGCCCGUCAAUCACGCCAGAACGGGGGGGAAAUUUUCGGCAGGAAGGCACGGGGAUGGAGUGAUUGAUCUAGUCUU